Arabidopsis thaliana (thale cress) is the source of this 969-nucleotide messenger RNA. It is a transcript of the gene UBQ9, whose product is annotated as ubiquitin 9. The transcript has a single exon. NCBI's taxonomy places the organism in Eukaryota, Viridiplantae, Streptophyta, Magnoliopsida, Brassicales, Brassicaceae. The coding region runs from base 1 to 969 and encodes 322 amino acids. Gene Ontology annotation, molecular function: mRNA binding. Gene Ontology annotation, cellular component: nucleus; cytoplasm. The record is from RefSeq and is marked reviewed.
AUGUCGAUGCAAAUUCACGCAAAGACUCUCACAGAAAAGACCAUAACCAUUGACGUUGUAAGCUCCGACACCAUCAAUAAUGUCAAAGCAAAGAUCCAGGACAUAGAAGGGAUUCCUCUAGACCAGCAAAGACUCAUCUUUUCCGGUAAACUGCUAGAUGAUGGCCGUACUUUGGCCGAUUACAGUAUCCAAAAAGAUUCAAUACUCCACUUAGCUCUCAGGUUGAGAGGUGGUAUGCAGAUAUUUGUCAAGACGCUUACCGGUAAAACCAUUACCCUUGAAGUUGAGAGUUCAGACACUAUUGACAAUGUUAAAGCUAAGAUCCAAGACAAGGAAGGAGUCCCUCCGGAUCAACAGAGACUAAUCUUUGCUGGUAAACAGCUUGACGAUGGUCGCACUCUUGCAGAUUACAACAUCCAGAAAGAAUCAACUCUCCACUUGGUUCUCAGGUUGAGAGGUGGUAUGCAGAUUUUUGUCAGGACACUUACCCGAAAAACCAUAGCUUUGGAAGUUGAGAGCUCUGACACAACCGAUAAUGUGAAGGCCAAGAUACAAGACAAAGAAGGGAUCCCACCAGACCAACAGAGACUUAUCUUUGCAGGCAAACAACUCGAAGAUGGUCGGACGCUUGCUGAUUACAACAUCCAGAAGGAGUCAACACUUCAUCUCGUGCUGCGUCUUUGUGGUGGGAUGCAGAUAUUUGUCAACACUUUGACGGGAAAGACCAUCACACUUGAAGUGGAGAGCUCUGAUACGAUUGACAAUGUGAAGGCCAAGAUUCAGGACAAAGAAAGGAUCCAACCGGACCAACAGAGGCUAAUCUUUGCAGGCGAGCAGCUUGAAGAUGGUUAUUACACUUUAGCGGAUUACAAUAUCCAGAAAGAGUCAACUCUUCACCUUGUUCUCCGUCUCCGCGGUGGAGAGUGCUUUGGUUUUAUUUUUCUUUUCUUGUUAUGUUUUAACUCUUGA